Messenger RNA from Pecten maximus, 2490 nucleotides. RefSeq names its product thyrotropin-releasing hormone receptor-like. Gene Ontology annotation, biological process: G protein-coupled receptor signaling pathway. Lineage: Eukaryota; Metazoa; Mollusca; Bivalvia; Pectinida; Pectinidae. Gene Ontology annotation, cellular component: plasma membrane. The coding region runs from base 6 to 1106 and encodes 366 amino acids. The record is from RefSeq and is a predicted model, not a curated record. Gene Ontology annotation, molecular function: G protein-coupled receptor activity. The transcript has a single exon.
UGGAGAUGAUAGUUGAUGACCACAUCAUGGAUAAUACAACUUACGUCUUGGUUGACGUGCCAUUGAUGGACACAAACGUCUCUGGAUUGAACAACUCUUCCGUCGACCAGCUGCCGUUUUACAACUUUGUCCAUGGCCUGUAUCUCUACGUUAUACCGCUGAUAUCCAUUCUCGGAAUCAUCGGCAAUGUUUGUUCUUUCAAAGUUUUUGUAUGUUCCACCUUCAGCAGACACCCGUCCAGUAUAUAUCUGUCUGUGCUCAGUGUCUCCGACACCUGGUUCUUACUAGCUCUUUUCCUCGGUUGGCUUGGCAGUUUGGAUGUCCGAUUUUCCGAGAGCGGUGCUCUGUGUAUGGUAUCUGUAUAUGUAACGUAUAUCACGAGUUUUCUAUCAGUGUGGUACGUAGUACUCGUUAUGUUCGAACGUUAUAUUGUCGUCUGCCACCCACUUAGGGCACCAUCACUUUGCUCAAAGAAGAGAUCUGGAAUAGCAACUGGCAUAAUUACCGCAUUCGCCAUAUUGUUCUACGCGCACAGUUUUUUCACUAUGGAAAUCGUCAUCAAUCAUACAGGGAAACGAACAAGCGCGUGCCAAAUGAUUGACGAUGACAUUAAUUUGAUUGCUGUUAUAACAUAUGUAGAUUCAACAAUAACAUUCAUCAUACCUUUUAUUGCAAUUUUCACUUUAAAUGUUCUAGUGAUCCGCGCCAUCAGGAGUUUCACCUACCGGCAUGUAAGCCGGCAUGAGAAGAAAUAUUACUCUCCUUCACACAACACUUUGUCAAAAGCUCAAAUGAGACUGACAGUUAUGUUGAUGGUGGUGUCCAUUGUAUUCCUUGUCCUCAAUCUGCCAAGUCAUGGUGUGAGAUUCUACAUAGCAGUAAAUAACCUCAUUUAUAAUCCCAACAUCACCCUUUUCCUCACACAGCAGGUGUGCCAGAUACUCUAUUACGCCAAUUUCGCUGUUAAUUUCAUUGUCUAUGUGUCAACCAGUAAAACAUUUCGGAGGAGUCUAAGGGAACCCAAUAAGUGCGGAACACUUUCCUUCGUGAGUUGUUCAUCUGCGAUGAUUAAUUUACAGACGCGACAGGAAAAUACUGGCAUAUGAAGAAAAUGCCGAAACGACAGAAAAAAAAGAACAAAUAUAGAUUAGACGCGGCGUCAUCUAAACAGCAACAGGGGUAAUAGCAUGCGUUGUGGAGUUGUAAAUAAAACGUAAGCGUCUGCUGCUUAAAAUAGAUUAGACGUGAAGUCGUCUAAAACAUUAACAAGGGAAAAAAUCAUGCAUUCUGGAUGUAUAUAAAAUAAGCGUCUGUUGCUUAAAGAAGAUUUGAAGUGGAGUCAUCUGAAACAGUAUAGAGGGUAGCAUCAUGCGCUCUGGAGGUGUAAAUAGAAAAUUAGUGUCUGAUGCUCAAAAUAGAUUGAAGACGGAUAUACCUGUUGCAGUACAAAGAUAUUAAUUACCAUACGUUCUGCGCUCUCAAAAUGUAAACCAAUAUGAUGAAAUUGACAUUAUCAGGUAUAUCAACGAAAAUCGGAAACGUUUGAAUUCAUAUCGAACAAGGAUAUAUACAAUGUACAUGUAAUAUAAGCAUAUAAUUUAUAUACAACGCUUUUAUCUUUUACAUGUAUAACAGGGUAACACAUCAUAUUGUUUUGUUUGCUAUAGUGAUUUAACAUCCUAUCAACAGCUUUGGUAUUAAAUGAAGGAAUUUAUAUGGAGCUGUGAGGGUCAAUUCGUUAAUUUUAUUGAUAUGAAAUUGUGGCGGUUAUUUCACUAAUACAAAAAUGAUAUGGAACUGUGACAUUCAUUUCAAUAAUAUUCAUCGAUAUAGAAUUGUGAAAGUUAUUUCACUAUUAUUCAUCGAUAUUGAACUGUGACGGUUAUUUCACGAAAAUAGAUUGAUAUUGAGCUGUGACGGGUAUUUCACUGACGAAAAAUUGAUACGGAACUUGGACAGUUAUUUCACUAAUACAGCAGUGAUAUUGAUCUGUGGUGGUUAUUUCACUAAUACAAAAAUUUCAUUGAACUGCUGCGUUUAUUUCACAAAUGUAAAAAUGAUACGGAGCUUUCACCGUUUUUUUUGUAUUGAUGCAAUAUAUGUGAAAGAAAUCUUAUGUCGAAUGAUUUGAAAUGUAAAAUUUAACAUGAUGUUUGUAUUUAAGAAGGUUUUACAUUAAGAAUGCAUUGCAUAUCGCAAAAAAAAGUUCUCUCCAUUUAUAUUUCGCCUUUUUUCCCCUGCAGAUUUUGAUCACGAAACUUCUAUUAAUAUAAAUAACCACAAGGAGGGCAAAAUCAAUACCAGUAUAUUACAUGGGCAUUGUCAUCGAAUAACAGAACGUUUAUGUGAUAAAUUAUGUAUUGUGCGUAUAUAAAUGAUACUCUGUCAUCUAUAUAUAUCGAUAUAAUGACGUAGUAUUUUUGUCUCUGACGGAAAUUGAUUUAUAUUAGACUGAAUAACUGAUUUAUGUAAAGGCAUAUAAUGAGGAUC